This is a messenger RNA of Helobdella robusta, 3546 nucleotides long. RefSeq lists its product as hypothetical. Gene Ontology annotation, cellular component: spliceosomal complex. The transcript is spliced from 19 exons. Gene Ontology annotation, biological process: regulation of alternative mRNA splicing, via spliceosome; mRNA processing. The coding region runs from base 162 to 3110 and encodes 982 amino acids. The record is from RefSeq and is a predicted model, not a curated record. Gene Ontology annotation, molecular function: mRNA binding. Lineage: Eukaryota; Metazoa; Annelida; Clitellata; Rhynchobdellida; Glossiphoniidae.
AUCGCCAUUUUUUUUUAACAAAUGGGUGCAUAUGAAAACAAAUUUCGUUAUGAAUUGCGAAUAAUUUGUUUGUCAGACUGAAUUUUGAUCGUCAAAUUGCUAAUUUUGUUGCAUUGUUUUGAAUAAAAAGUUAAAAUUCUUCGAAUAAUUUUGCGUCAAAAAUGUCUUUUCCGCCGAGACCUCCAAUACUGCCCGGAAUGAUGGUUCCUCCAUUCAAUCCGUACCCGCCACCUAUCGGAAUGAUGCCAAUGGGUAUCAUGCCGGUGAUGAGACCGAACCUGUCGAUGCCCAUGUCCUUACCGAGGCCUGCCCCCACCACACCGGCUGUUAUCACUGCCAGACCCGAACUGACCAUUAACAAAGAAAAACUUCCAGUUACGACUGUCUUCGUUGGGAACAUACAUGACAAAGCACCAGACGCCAUGAUCAAGCUUAUGCUACAGAAAUGUGGAAAUGUUCUCAGCUGGAAGAGAGUUCAAGGUGCAUCUGGAAAGUUACAAGCCUUUGGUUUCUGUGAGUAUGACAAUCCUGAAUCUACGCUAAGAUGUAUGAGACUACUCAACGAUUGGAAUAUCAUUGAUAAGAAGUUGCUGGUGAAAGUAGACGCCAAGACCAACAACCUGCUAGAGGAUUACAAGCAGAAGAAGGAGCUACAGAAAAAGUUGAAGCAGCAGCAGCAACAGCAGCAGUGCUACAAGACCAUCGUCGAUAAGGAGGAUGGCGAGAAUUCUGACGACGACGACGACGACAAUGUGGACCUUGAGAAGAAGAAGGAUGAAGAAGUCAAGGGGCUGCUUGUUGGCAUCAUGAAGGACAAUGAGAAGGAGCUCAGUAAGCCUUCUACUGAGAUGACAGCAGAUGAUGUAGAUAGACUCAUUAAGAAGGCAAAGCAGAACAAAGAGGAACCUUCUGCUGACCUGGCUGGAAUGGAUAUGGCAGAUGAUCUGAAGCAGCUUGUUAAUAAGGAGAUCAGAAAUUUUAGAGAUGCUCAUUUGAAUUCAGAUCCCAGCAAGGAUGACAGAGGCAGCAGCAGAAGGAAGGAUCGAAGCAACAAGGAUAGCAGGAGCGAGAGAGAAAGAGAGCGAGAUAGAGAGAGGGAGCGAGAUAGAGAAAGAGAGAGGGAGAGGGAACGCGAGAGAGAGAGGGAUAGAGAGAGAGAAAGAAUUAAGAGGAGAGAGGAGGAAAGAUUGAGAGAACGAGAGAAGAUUAAAGAAAGAGAGGAGUAUGAAAGGGAGAAGAGAGAACGAGAGAGGGAACGGGAGCGGGAGAGGAUGAAUAAAAGUCGGUCAAAGACAAGAGAUGCCUCACCUGUUAUUGUUCUUGAUAAAAAGUCACGCGAUAGAGAUGUCGAGGGAGAAGAUGACGAGGAGGUUUACGAGAGGAAGAAAUUGGAAAGGAAGCUGAGAGAGAAGGAGGCAGCCUAUCAAGAGCUCUUGAGAAAAUGGGAAUCGAGAGAGAGGAAGAAAUCAAGAGAGUAUGAGAAAGAGAGAGUGAGAGAGAAGGAGAGGAGGGUGGAGGAGAACAAGGAGUCAAAGAGGCUGAGAGAGUUUUUGGAGGAUUACAAUGAUCAGAGAGAUGACGUCAAAUAUUAUAAAGGAAGUGCCCUUCAGCGGCGACUGAACGAACGACAGAAGGAAGUGGAAGCAGAUGAUAGAGAUAAGCAGAAGGAGAGAGAAGAACUGGAAGAGAUAAAGAACAAAUUGAGAGAGGAAGGUCACCCCGACCUUGAACUUGAAAUGGCCAGGAUAGAGAGAGAGAGAGAGGAGCACCUCCUACCGCGCAUCACCAACCCCUCCCACAUGUCGCCCAACUCGGACUCGCCGGUCAUCGUCAUGAACGUCGAAGACGACGACGACGGUGUGGUCAUCGUAAACAACAACAACAACAACAAUAAUAAUAAUAAUAAUUUUCUUUCUUCGUCUCUCAGGCCCGUCAACUCCGCGCCUGAUUUACACUCAGACGAUGACGAUGAUGGUAGCGUUAAUGAUAAUAAUAAUAAUAAUAAUAAUAAUAAUAAUAAUAACGUUAAAAAGAGUAAAAGUAAAAAUAGUAACCUGUACAGUCCGGCUAACGACGAUAGCAACAGUGAAGAUGGCCACAACGACCACGACAAUGACGUCGAUAUGCUACCAGCUGUCGACAACUCGCAAUCGUCCAAUAGCGUUAAUAUUAGUAAUAAUAAUAAUCUAAUUUUCAGCGAAUCAUCCAAUCCGCCGUCGUCGUCUAAUUUAGGCGGUUUCACUAAUAGCCUAAACUACAAUUCUGAGGACUCGAUGGGCGGACCCCCCAGUAUGCCCGCUCGCAGUGCUAGUUCAUCGAAAGUUGCUCUUACUAACAACUUGAAUAAUAUUAAUAGAUUUGACUCCAGUAACACCAACAGCCCAUUCUCCCCGCCACAACAACAUCAACGUAACAACAACAGUAGCAACAACAACGCAGCGACAACGACGUCAGCCACACCCACGAGCAACAACAACAGCAACAGGAGCGGUGGCAGUAGUGGUAACGUCAACAGCGGCUCCAAACGUAAGAAGCCAACAGUAUCGGACGUCUUCAACAACGACGAGGAUGACGACGAUGACGAUGGCGGAAAGAAUUCAAAAAGGAGAAAGUUAGUCCCUCUGGAUUACGAGGCCGGGGAGGAAAAUGAUGAAGAGAGGAGUAACAAUGUCUCCGGAGCUGGUGGCGGUAAUCGAAGUACGGGUUUAAGUUUGCCAGGGUCAUCCUCAUCUACGACAUCAGCCUCUGGAGCGGCAUUCCCGACGACAGCUGAGGAAAAAAGGAGGUGGAUUAAGACAUUUAUUGAUCGUAUUCCCAUAAACAAAGAUGAAUUAUUUGCUUGGCAAGUCGACUGGUCAUUUGUUGAUUCGGAAUUGAUAAACAAAAGAAUUCGACCGUGGGUUAAUAAGAAGAUAAUUGAAUAUAUAGGUGAAGAUGAACCGUCGCUAACUGAUUUUAUCUGCAAGAAGAUUCUCUCGAAUAUACCCCCAGCGACCAUCUUGGCUGAUAUAUCUAUGGUACUGGAUGAUGAGGCGGAAGUCUUCGUGGUAAAGAUGUGGAGACUGCUGGUUUACGAGAUAGAAGCUAAGAAAUUUGGAGUUAUCAGAUAAAUUCUUUCAUUCUCCCACACUCACUCUCUUCUUAUAAUAGUAAAGGCGUCGAUUUAUCUUUUUUUUUUGUUUAUGUAAUUACUUUCCAAUAAUUAAUUAAUUAAUUUUAUGUAAUUAUUAAUUAUUAUUGAUGAUAAGUCGAUGACGUUUGUCCGGUUUCAAUGACAUUUUUGUGUGGUACUAAUUAAUGUCGUUAGUGUUUUUGUCACUCAGCAUCGGAUGAAAGAACUUUACCUAGAGCUAAUUUAAUUUAGUUUUGAAACACUAAUGAACUGAAGAAUAAUGAGAAUUUGUAAUAAAUAAUAGUGAUAAUGAUUCUGAAAUGAACAAAAAGUGUGAAUAAAUUAGGCUGAUACAGUUGGUUUAAUCUGUAUACAAUAAGUCCAAUUUUGAAUUUUUGGUGAAAAUGUAUAGAAUAUUAUGGGCUAUGCAUGUU